Canariomyces notabilis is the source of this 1644-nucleotide messenger RNA. RefSeq names its product RNA-binding domain-containing protein. The transcript has a single exon. The record is from RefSeq and is a predicted model, not a curated record. NCBI's taxonomy places the organism in Eukaryota, Fungi, Ascomycota, Sordariomycetes, Sordariales, Chaetomiaceae. The coding region runs from base 195 to 1346 and encodes 383 amino acids. Gene Ontology annotation, molecular function: mRNA binding.
ACACAAGCACGCCGCAUCACACAACAUUGUGCAGUGCACCUUUGCACGUGUUCCGUGAGCCAGCACCUCGGUUGAAAGGUUGCCCCAGGAGCAUAGCCUCGCCGGACUGGGCUCACAGGUACGUGAACAAUUUACAGCGCGUCCUUUCGCAUCCAUCUGGUUUUGGUUUCGGCGCAAGAAGCAAGAAGUUCAUCAUGUCGUACCCGGGUCCUCCAGGUGUUUCGAAGCCGGCAUCGCACCCUUCGCUCCCUCCACGUCCGCCGACGACAAAACUUCCGGGGUUCAAGCCCGCCUUCUCGCCCGCCCCGCCCGCCGUCUCGGCUCCCGGCUACACAGCGACUGCGCCGUCAUACCCUGGGUACGGUGCACCCGCAACCAUAGCGCCGCCGUCAUCGGGCUAUGGCGCACCCAAUUCCGCUUCGCCCUACGCGGGCAACCCGCCGGCUACUGCCGCCAUAGGCGCCGGCCGCGGAGGCUAUGGCCAGGCCAGCACAUACAACUAUCCACAACAGACAUAUCCACAGCAACCACCCUACUACGGCGCCGCCGCGACUCCGAGCUACCCGACUCCGCCCCAGAUCCAAAAUCCGUUCCCGGCUCCAGCUCCCGCCAGCACGGGCAACGACUUUGACCCCGAGAUGGCCGCUCAGAUCGCACAAUGGCAAAGCGCCUACAUGCCGAAAGACCCUAACGAGCCCUCCACGAAACCAGCCGCGAACACAGGCAGUCGCUCCGGCACCAACACCGGCACCGGCACCCCAGCACCCGGCGCGCAGGCUGGCCCGGCAGAGACGGCCGAUGCCGGGGCAAACGGCCAGUCGAACGAGAAGAAGAAGACGGUCUACCGCGAAGGCGGCGGCAAAAAGUGGCAAGACGACACGCUGCUGGAAUGGGACCCGAGCCACCUGCGGCUCUUUGUCGGCAACCUGGCCGGCGAGACGACCGACGACUCGCUGCUCAAGGCCUUUUCCCGGUGGAAGAGCGUGCAGAAGGCAAAAGUGAUACGCGACAAGCGCACGACCAAGAGCAAAGGGUUUGGCUUUGUCAGUUUCAGCGACCCGGAGGACUUUUUCCAGGCCGCCAAGGAGAUGAACGGCAAGUACAUCCAGAGCCACCCCGUCGUGGUGCGCAAGGCAAAGACCGAGAUCAAACCGCAGGUGGUCAAGGAGGAUCGGAACAAGGGGAAGAAUAAUAAGAAGGGCGGCGGGGGGAACAAGAGUGGCAGCGGGAUGGGUGCGGGUCAGGAUGGCGGUGUUGCCUAUGAUCCGCAUCUUGGCCCCGUGGCGGGAGGCGGCAUCGUUAAGCCCGGCCAGAAGACCAAGGGCGGGCUAAAACUGCUUGGUUGAUGAGAGCUGUUCCACUCGCCAAACAUUUACCGCCUUCCGCGAGGCGGUCAGCCUUCCAGGCGCUAAAGCUAUCAUGAUUCUGAGUUUGAGACGGACCACAAGCUGCUAUCCGCCUCGCAUAAUACCUAUCACAUUCCGGGCAGCUUUCUGGGAAAAGGUUAAUGAGAUUCGGCGGGUACAUGGCGUUAGCAUUGAGGGGAAGGCUAUCCCUUCCAUCCACGUUUAUUGGACUGGCCGAUGAAUUUUGUGCGAUAAAUGACAAAUGAACCAAAUCAGAUAUGUCCGUAAUGCGAUGCCU